CUAAAUUAGUCCCUCUGCUAUACUACAAAGAUUCUGCUUUGACGGAAUACAGUGCUUCCCUUUAUCUCUUGCCCAACAAAGUGCACAAGAAUCUUUGUUGUCAUUAUAGGAGUUGACAAGUAUCUGGAACCAAUCGAGGGGGAGCAAAGCCAUGGACGUGCCGGCGCCGUCCAGCCGUGCUGGAUGCAGUGGAAGCAUCGGCAGCCCUUCGGAUGAUCCGUAUGGCGCCGCGGCCAUGAUGAACUUUGAUGGGUACUCUGAGCUCUGCAGCAGCCCUUCACUAACCGAUCAACUCUUCUCCUUACUGAAUGAUUCGUCUACACACCAGAUGUUCGCUAUGUGGUCAUCCUUAGGAUCAUCGCCUCGUGCAUCUGGUAUCAGUGAAGAUAUGCAGCUCGAUGCCUUUUCCAGUGAACCUGGGCUUCAGAAGACUGAUUUGGUACCGUUGGCGAACCCGGCUGAAACCGCAAGAGUAGCCAAGAGUUCAGGCGAGCUUGGGUCGGCUGGUGUUGUCCAGCAAGGAAGUACUAGCUUGGUUCCGAGGCCUGUUGCUGGUAACUUACUCGCUGAAAGGAUGCUCAUGGCUCUGAAUUUGUUCAGGCAGUCGCUGGGCGGUGGCGUUCUUGCCCAGGUCUGGAUGCCUGUUGAGCAGGAGGGGCAUGUCGUGCUGAGUACAUGUGAGCAGCCGUUUCUGCUUGACCAGGCUCUUGCAGGGUACAGAGAAAUAUCCAGGCAAUUCGUAUUCUCGGCGAAGGAGGAGACUAGCCUGUACCCAGGUGUUCCAGGGAGGGUCUUCAUCUCUGGUGUGCCAGAAUGGACCUCAAAUGUGCUCUACUACAGCAAGCCAGAGUACUUGAGGAUGGAGUAUGCAGUUCGCCAUGACGUACGAGGAUCACUUGCAAUGCCGAUUUAUGACCCCAGCAAGGGCAGUUGCUGUGCUGUGCUUGAGCUUAUCACAAAAAACGAGAAGCCUGAUUUUGAUGCAGAGAUGGAUAACCUUCGGCAAGCAUUGCAGGCUGUGAACUUGAACACUACGAGGGAUUGCAGUAAUGGCAAGUUUUAUUCAGAAAAUCAGAAAGCUGCCUUUACUGAAAUAUUGGAUGUACUAAGAGCUAUUUGCCACGCGCACAUGCUUCCAUUGGCCCUUACAUGGGUUCCUACAUCAGAUGAAAGUCGCGAUGGUCAUAUUGUUGGACAAGAGAAUGUCUUUGCUUCACGGUCAGGAAAAGCGAUGCUCUCGAUCCACAAAUCAGCUUGUUAUGUUAAUGAUGCAAAGAUGCAAGGCUUUUUUCAUGCAUGUGCUGAAAGUCAUCUUGAGAAAGGGCAAGGUAUUGUGGGACGAGCACUCAAGUCCAAUCUCCCGUUCUUCUCACCCAAUAUAAGAGAGUACAGUAUUAAGGAUUACCCACUCGCACACCAUGCUCGUAAGUUUGGUCUGCAUGCUGCUGUAGCAAUUCGGCUAAGGAGCACAUACACUGGUGAUGAUGACUACAUACUAGAAUUCUUUCUCCCUGUCAACUGCACAGGCAGUGAAGAACAACAGUUAUUAUUGAAUAACUUGUCAAGUACAAUGCAAAGAAUAUGCAAAAGCUUGCGAACAGUUUCUGAAGCAGAGGUUGUUAAAGUUGAUGCAUGUACGGGUACGGCAUUAAUGUAUAAGACAACCAGUGGAAAUUGCUUGCCUGCUGGCCACUCUGAAAGUUCUUCACAUUGUGAUCAACCAGUCACAGAAAAGGCAUUUCAGGAUCUAUCUUUGGUCGAUAAGCAAGGGGACACAGCUGAGCAGAUACAGUCUAGUUCAGUGAGACUUGCAGAGAAAAGGCGCAGUACGGCUGAAAAGAAUAUUGGUAUUGAUGUUCUUCGUAAAUACUUCUCUGGAAGUCUGAAGGAUGCUGCGAAGAGCCUUGGUGUUUGUCCAACAACUUUGAAACGGAUAUGCCGGCAACAUGGAAUUUCACGAUGGCCAUCUCGCAAGAUAAACAAGGUCAACCGUUCAUUAAAGAAGAUCCAAACUGUUAUUAACUCAGUCCAUGGGGUUGAGAGCUCUUUGCAGUAUGACCCUGCUUCUGGAUCUCUUGUUCCAGCAGUUUCUCUGCCAGAGAAGAUGCCAUUCCCUUCAUCUGAUGGUUUGUCUAGUCCAUCCGUUGGAAAAUCUGCAGAUGAAAAAUCUGGCCCAAAAUCUGAGCAAGGGUAUUCAUCGCCUGAGGGAUGGGAAAGAGAAAAUUGUCAAUUGCAGCUCCCUGAUGCACAGAAAGGGGAAGGCAAUGAAUUUCACAUGCAGACACGUAACUAUAGUGGCAGUGAUAAUCAGGCUUCUUAUGACGCGAUUGUCACAGAUCAUUUAAAUUCUGAAGGCACACAAGGACCAUUAUAUCCCACUGCUGUUGUCGGUUCUCUGCAUCACAAGGAACCAGGUUACAUCAAUCAUUCUGUCUCUGUCUGCCCAGGCUUCGGGACCAUCGAAGACCAGAUAGCGGGAAGGAACUCACCACCCAUACAGCCGGCAGAUAUUGAUAUGUUUGGUGAUCACGGAGACAGGGAGCAUACUCAUCCUUCUACCUCUGGCAUGACAGACUCUUCGAGCGGCAGUGCAUCAAGCCACCCUACUUUCAAGAAGAACCCAUCACAUUCGCUGAAAGACAAGAGCAGUCCUGCGCUUACAGUUAAGGGUACCUACAAUGGGGACACCGUGCGGUUCAAGUUUAUGCCAUCGCUGGGCUGGUAUCACCUGCUGGAUGAAAUAGCCAAGAGGUUCAAGCUGUCAACUGGGGUAUUCCAGCUCAAGUACAAGGACGAUGAGGACGAGUGGGUCAUCAUGGCGAAUGAGUCUGAUCUCCAGGAGUGCGUGGACGUCAUGGAUUCAAUGGGCACACGCAACGUGAAGCUCCAGGUGCGGGACCUCCCUUGCCUGAUCAGCAGCUCAGGUAGCAGCACUUGUUUGCAGCUGGAAGGACAGAAUUCAUGACAUGGUGAGGAAGCUUUACUUUUGCGGAUCUUGUUGCCCCCCCUCAACUGUACCAUGUUGCAGUAGGCGUAGUCUAUGUUGUAGCGGUAGGGUUUGGUAUUUUGUACGCGCGUAGCGUGUAAUGUAGCGAUAAUGUGGGAAGUCCUGAACAGGAAGUGUAGCGAUCGCCGCACAGACAUUGUGCCUGCCCCGAAACAAUGCCGUAGAGGUCCUGAUAGUUUGUCUUGGCAAUGAUGUGUUGCCAUGAUAUUCUACGGUCCCUGUAGGCUACUAUGGAACAAAAGCUCCUGCCUGUGUUAUGAUGCUGGAGAAAACCAGUGUUUCUGAACUUCCUGCGGAUCCAAAUUAUCUUUCCGAUGUUGGUUGUUCGGGACACAUGAAAGUGCUACUUAGAUUGGAUGAUUUCUGUGAAAUGCAUACGCGAAAUUUCAGCUUUC
Lolium rigidum is the source of this 3402-nucleotide messenger RNA. Its product is annotated as protein NLP2-like. The transcript has 6 exons. Bases 152 to 2965 code for a protein of 937 amino acids. Gene Ontology annotation, molecular function: DNA-binding transcription factor activity; protein binding. NCBI's taxonomy places the organism in Eukaryota, Viridiplantae, Streptophyta, Magnoliopsida, Poales, Poaceae. The record is from RefSeq and is a predicted model, not a curated record.